Messenger RNA from Cryptotermes secundus, 4063 nucleotides. RefSeq names its product galactosylgalactosylxylosylprotein 3-beta-glucuronosyltransferase P. The transcript is spliced from 7 exons. Gene Ontology annotation, cellular component: Golgi membrane. Lineage: Eukaryota; Metazoa; Arthropoda; Insecta; Blattodea; Kalotermitidae. The coding region runs from base 124 to 1422 and encodes 432 amino acids. Gene Ontology annotation, biological process: carbohydrate metabolic process; chondroitin sulfate proteoglycan biosynthetic process. The record is from RefSeq and is a predicted model, not a curated record. Gene Ontology annotation, molecular function: galactosylgalactosylxylosylprotein 3-beta-glucuronosyltransferase activity.
AGAUGACAGUGUUAGCGAGAACGAAACGCUACCAUGCAGAGAGCUACCACACAGAGAGGCGUGCUCUGUGAAAGGAGAGCAGCGUAGUGCUUGCAGCUGGUGGAUGCCUUCUUUUGUGCCGUUAUGAGAGUGUGCUGCUGGAGAAGCGAGCAUAAUUACAUCGCGGUGCAGACAAGGAGCCCGAUCACCAACACAUCCGUGUUCUCAAAGAAAGGAACAUGGACCUCCGUUUGUGGCAGAACUCAGCUCUUCUUUUCGUCCCAAAGUUCCGCAGCAGUUAAAGGCAACACAUGCAUCAAAGUCCAAUUGUGGGUCCAAGCAAUGAAGCACUCAAAGAAAAUGUGGCUCAUAAUGCUGCUAGGUGUUUGUGUGGUGAUCAUACAGUACCACAUCUCCUCCACAUGGUUAGUGGGUGGAUCAAACAGUGGAACUGGAAAUGGACUCUCUUAUGCAGACCCUGCUGUUGCUGCAGCUGUAAGGGAAGAGUUACUGCAUGCUGCUAUAGGUCGCCUGAGGCUGGAUGACACUAUCUCAGUCAGUAUUGGCCAAAAACUGUUACAUGAUUUGAUAAUGCAGCUGGGCCAUGAGCUGUUGGCAGUGGGAGCUUGUGGUGAAGUGUCAGUGCCAGCUGCUGCAGAUUCUUCUUUAUCCCAAGUGCCACUUACAUCAUACACAGCACCCCGCUUGUACAUUAUCACACCAACAUAUCGUAGACCAGAACAGAUUCCAGAAUUGACGCGUAUGGCACAAACAUUAAUGCAUGUGCAAAACCUUCACUGGCUGGUGAUUGAGGAUGCAGAGAAUAAAACACAGUUGGUGUCUGAAUUGUUACACCGAACUGGCAUUUCCCAUGACCAUCUUGUAGCUCCUAUGCCAGAGGCAUUCAAGAAAAGGAAAGGUCCAAAGCCUCGUGGAGUAUCCAAUAGAAACCGUGGGCUUGAAUGGCUGCGAGCCAAUGCCAAGGAUGGUGUGUUCUACUUUGCAGAUGAUGACAACACAUAUGAUAUCCAGUUAUUUGAAGAGAUUCGCACAACAAAACAUGUGUCAAUGUGGCCAGUUGGACUGUGUACGAAAUUCGGACUGAGUUCACCUGUGGUUGUCAACGGUACCUUUAUGGGAUUUUAUGACGGAUGGGUGGCAGGAAGAAAAUUUCCUGUUGAUAUGGCGGGCUUUGCGGUCAGUGUGCAGUUCCUAUUACAGAGGCCAAAUGCAACAAUGCCUUACAAGCCUGGUUUUGAGGAAGAUGGAUUUCUUAAAAGUCUGGCACCAUUUGAACCUAAGGAGAUAGAAUUAAAAGCUAAGAACUGCACCGAGGUGCUAGUUUGGCAUACACAAUCAAAGAAGAAUGAAGCUUCUGCUGCUCUUGAUUUAACAAAAUACAACAACACAAACUUGGUGAUAUUAAAGCAGCUGAUUGUGUAAUAAUGGUGCUGUGAAGAGGUACUCAUCCAAAGGAAUACUCUGUGCAACAGUACUCAUCUUGAAGCAUUCCAAGUGACAGCUAUCAUCAGGUAGUCUUCAGGGAGGCUGUCUACCAAUCUCAUGAUGUGACUGAUUGAGUGAAAUGUUGCCAUCCAUAAAAUGAAGUGUUACUGUAGUGAGAACGUGGACCUGUGAUAAACAAAUUUUGUGAUUAUUUGCAUCGAUAAACGUUAUAUCUGAGUCGGCUCAAUAUUAACUAACUAUUAUAAUGUUUAACCUUUAUUGUCCCCAAAGUACUCCACUGUGGUACUCUAAAAGUACAUUCCCAACACUCAGUGUAUCCCAUGAUGGCACACUGAAACCAUUCUACCACUGCACUCUUUGUAUGCAUUUGUGAUGCAUCAAACUACCUGCUAGAUUUUCUCUAAUAAAUGGGCGGCUCAUAUUCUACAUUGUGUAACCCAUCACUACCAUUGACAUAUAAACAAUUUUUAAGUGCUUACAAUUGUCUGACUCAAAAGUAUCAUUAACAAGACAGCUGCAAAAUAACUGCUUAUGAAUUAAGAGAAGGAGGUCAAGGAGAAUUGCUAUGCAACUACUCCAUAUCUCAGUUGUGUUUAUGUAUACAAAGUACAAAAAAAAUAUUAUUUCUGUUAUUUCUGCUGCAAAAUCAGUUUUUCAUUAUUGAAUUGUGUUUGUUGCAUUAUAUAAUGCAGGCUUCAACCAAUAAUUCUGUGCUUGUGUUUUACUUCUAUUUUAGUGGUAGAACUUUCAGGACAAAAUGGCAAGGGAGAAGCAAAAAUGUAUUAGUGUUGUCCACUUCUUAUCUGGCAGACUGUCUGGCUUGUGAACUCAGGUCAACAAUGUCUCACAUCCACCAAGUAUUUGCUUGCUGUUUUCAUUGCAGUUCUCUAAUUAUGAUGAGACAAUCAGAUACCAUCACCAAUAUAUGGUAACCCAUAAUGAAUAACUUUACCCUCAGUCUGUUAUGACCAUAGCUGGUAUGUGCUUAUUUUUGGCCCUAAUCAUGGAGAUGGGCUGUGGCUUGCCAGAAUCUCUGUAUGGGUACAAGUAGACUCUACAGCAAUUUCACCAACAUGUAUAUUGUCCUCAGGGUCAUCACACUGUGAAGUCUUACAGUCAGGUAAAACCGUUUCAGAGGAAUACACUGCCUUCAUCUUCAUGGCAAAAAUGAGCAAAUUUGGGGAAGUACCAGGUUAUGCAGAAGUAGUGGGAUAGGCAAUUAGUCAUGGAUGAUGGAUGACCUGACAGCCACGGUUUGGAAGCAGGCAGACGUUUAUAUCCUGUCUAUAUGAACCCUACAAAGAAAUCUAGCCAAAACACAACGUUUAUUACUUGUAUCUGACGGGUGCUCUCUCAGAAUUUCUAGGGGAGACUGACUGUUCUAAGUCAGGUUGUUUCUAGUUUUCCUUCAACCAUCCAGGGAAAUGCUAGGAUGGUACUUCAAACUGACAAAUACAUGUUACUUCUACAUCCUUUCCAAUAAUCAUUACUAACCAUCCUGCCGUUUAACUCUUCAUACCCUGAGCUACUGACACCAUUGCUAAGUAAGUCACAAAUGUGAGGGGAAAAUAUCCAGAAAAAUGGGGAAAUAAUUGUUGAAUCCCACAGACCAUGUUAGCUUAAGCUAUAAUGUUUCUGACUUGUAUCUGGGAGGCAAUCAUUUCAAAUCUCAGUGGGGUAUAGACUGUUCUGACCAAGGCUGUUUGUAGUUUUCUUAGUCCCUCCAGGCAAAUACCAGGAUGUCACCUAAAGUUAGAUGAUGAUGAUGAUGAUGAUGAUAAUGAUGAUGUCCUUCAACGACCUUCCCAGUAAUAAUUCACUAACCAUCUUAUCAUUCAACAUUUUAAACUCUGAACUACUGAUAUUGCCACUAUAUAGAACACAAAUGUAAGUGGGCAAACAUCAAACGGGGAUAUAAAUUACACCUGCACACUACAGAGCAUGGAGGCUCAAAUCAUAAUAUUUCUGACUUGUAUUCCAGAGGUGAUUACUGAAAAUCUUGACUAUCCUGACUGAGGUAAUUUGUAGUUUUCCUCAGUCCCUCCAGAAAACUGCCAGGAUAUUGCCUAAAAGUAGGCUUCCUUCCACAUCUUUUCCAAACCAUUCAAUACUUUAUUUAUUCUGAGCUACUAACAGUACCACUAUAUAAACCAUAAAUAUAUGUGUUAAACAUCCACCAUAAGAUUGAAAUUCCUGUAUUGAACAUGGAAACACAGUGGUUGAAGGCUACAGCAGAUUGUAUUUUGCAAUCAAACCACAGAGUGGUAUACACCUACAUGGCAAGCAGUGAUAUUAUGAUAAAAACAAACUUCCUGGAAGCCAAUAGCAGUUCCAGCAUUGUAUGUUUCAUUCACAACCCAAAUAAAUAUACACCAUACCUAAUGUGAGAAAUGUCACAUUGGUCUAUGCAUUGUUAUGUACUUCAGAGAUUGUGACAAUAUAGUGAAUUUUUUAGGACAAUACCUUGGUGUGAAAUGCACGUGAGAUUCACAGAACACACAGGUGAAUCAGACAUACACCUACUAUAUUGAUUUAUUUUACAUUAUAAUAGGUUUGCACAUGAGUCUGUGGCAUAUAAUAAAUUAUAAAAAUUGCAUUUUUGUAAUGCCAUCAUCUA